Messenger RNA from Argentina anserina (silverweed cinquefoil), 660 nucleotides. RefSeq lists its product as uncharacterized. NCBI's taxonomy places the organism in Eukaryota, Viridiplantae, Streptophyta, Magnoliopsida, Rosales, Rosaceae. The record is from RefSeq and is a predicted model, not a curated record. The coding region runs from base 1 to 660 and encodes 219 amino acids. The transcript has a single exon.
AUGGAGUUUUUCCAAAAUGCCAAAGUGGUACGGUUUCGAAGCCACCACGAUAAGUAUCUAUUAGCAGAUGAAGAUGGAGAGACUGUAACACAAGAUAAGGACGGAACGGCCACCAAUGCUAGAUGGACAGUGGAGUUUGUCAGCCAUGCAGAAAGUCUACGUUUCAAAAGCUGUUAUGGAAAAUACCUAACGGCGUCAAGCAUGCCAUUCAAACCAGGGUUGAGAGGCAACAAAGUCCUGCAAACCCAGCCAAAGUUGAGAUUGGAUUCCUCUAUGGAAUGGGAGCCUGUAAGGGAGGGAUUACAGGUCAGGCUCAGAACCCCCUAUGGCCAAUUCUUGUGCGCCAAUGGGGGCGUCCCACCGUGGAGAAAUUCAGUCACGCAUGACAACCCUAAUAAGACUUUCAGGCAGGAUUGGAUUCUAUGGGAAGUAGAUGUCUUAAAGAAACGUUCAUAUGAUGUUACAACAGAAAAUGAUGAUGCAGAAUCUUCACAAUCAGAUGAACCCAAAUCUACGCAGGGGGAGACUGAUCAGACUAUAGUGCCUGUAGGAAAAAGGAACAAACUUCGAAAAGAAGUUAGGGAAAACGUUACACGAUUUUCUGAUAAAAUGAAGAGAGUCGGACUUAAGGUGAGCCAGAUGAAGCGGCCACCUACCUAA